GACGUCGUGCACGCGGCUACCGGCGAACGGCUCGCAAAUAUCAGUCCGAUACGACGAAGUCUUACGAAAGGACCCGCCCUCGGCUCUCGCGCCUCUUUGCACCCUAUCGAUUGUGCUCGCAUCAAAUUGGAACUUUGUUAAAAAUUAAAAUAAGCCUACAUAAUGGAUAGUGCUGAUGCACUUUUGGGAGGGCUCGGAAGCGGCGACACCGUUUCUCCGGCACCAGUGGCACCCGUCGCGGAACAUACUCUAAAACGUGAUCAGGACUCCAUGGAUGACUUCGAACACCUCGAGCGCGACAAGCAGGAGCCUGGAGAGUCACCGUUACACCAUCAUCGCGUCGCUUCGCAGAGCUUCCUCGAUAUGGAACGCGAAGAGAUAAUGGCACCGCCUCGGGUGCCUUCGGGCGCCGAUAAGCUGAUCGAUCACCUCGCCGAUAAGUUCACUGACAGCGAAUCUGAUGCUGACACGGCGGGAGAGUCACCCCUGCAUCGGCCCGAGCCGGUGAAAGCGAGCGCUCCCACAAUGGAGCCACUGGCACCCAAGAGCGUCGAUCCCAUGCCCGUGCUAGCUCCCGCGCCCGCUCCUGUACCCGUGCAGCCUGUGGCCGCUGCUGUACCGCCGAUGUCCGCACCGGAAUCGAUCGUUGAAACUCGGUCGGAACCGCCACGCGUGCCCACACCGGAGCCGAAACCGGAACCACCCAAACAUGUGCCGGUGCCCCAGCCGGAACCAGCUGCUCCACAACCGAAACCAGCCCCUGCAGUGGUCAGUCCCAAGCCGGAAGCCGUGCAACCGCGCGCUCCCACUGCGCACAUUAUCGAGGCUGAAGUCAUUUUCUGCCAAAUGGGACUCGUGGAGUCGCUGAUCUACUGGCGCAACGCGGCGCGGUCCGGCGCGGCGCUGGGCGCGGGGCUGGCGGUGCUGGUGGCGCUCGCGUGCUGCAGCGUCGUGUCCGUGCUGGCGUACGGGUCGCUGCUCGUGCUCUCCGCCGCCGUCGCCUUCCGCAUCUACAAGAAUGUGCUGCAGGCCGUGCAGAAGACCAAUGACGGACACCCCUUCAAAUGGCUGUUGGAGAAGGAGGUGAGCGUGCCUGUGGAGCGCGCGCAGUCCCUCGCGGCCGCCGCCACCGCGCACCUCAACGCGGCGCUGCUAGAACUGCGCAGACUGUUCCUGGUGGAGGACCUGGUGGACUCGCUCAAGUUCGGCGUGCUGCUGUGGUGCCUCACGUACGUCGGCGCCUGCUUCAACGGCAUCACGCUCAUCAUACUCGGUUGGGUGGCGCUGUUCACUUUGCCGAAGGCGUACGAGAUGAACAAGCCGCAGGUGGACGCCAACCUCGAGCUCGCGCGCGCCAAGAUCAACGACAUUACCAACAAAGUGCGGGCGGCGGUCCCGCUGGGGCGGCGCGCGGAGGACAAGGACAAGUAGAGCGCGCGCGCUCGCUCUCACACAUGACGUCACGCGUCGCGUCACACUCGACCUGGACGAGUCUCGCGGAGAUCAUUGUAUUUGCUUUUUGAAUUUUGAAAUGAAGACCCGCGCGUGUGUGUGUGAGGUGUCGCCGCACGCGACGGCGCGGACUCUAACAUGUGUGCGGGUCGACGAGACCACGUCCGUUUACGAACUGUAUUCAUUAUUAUCACACGCAUUUUGCAUAAUGCUACGUUUUAUUUGUAAAUACGAAUCUGUUUCAUACUGAAAGCAUUCCGCGCCGGACACGGCUCACGGUGUAUUUUCAGUAUGAAAUUUUUUUAUGUUUCGCGUCUUUAGGAUAUCGAAUUCGAAUGUCUAUUUAUUAUUGGAAUAUAUUAUUGAUGAGAAAAUAAAUGCUUUCAGUGCCUGUUCCUCGAAUAUAGUUUUUUUUGUAUAGUUUAAAGUUGUCGUUAUGUAUUUGUAUUAAAUUUAUCGCGCUCAUGUUUGCUUCGAAAUUGAUAGCUCUUUAAGAUGCUUUUGGAUUAUCCAACAAAAUUUAAAUGUAACGUCGACAGGGGGGGGGGACGCGUCUGUCCCCGUAGUUAUAUUAUAUUCCUGACGAUGGCGGUGGGUUUCACGUUUCAAAAAUUGAACUCGGACCGACGUAUUGAUGGACCUUUUCUAUGUGAGUUAUUGUAGCAAUCGAUGUAAGUAAUAUCUUGGUAUUCAGCAAAAACAGAUGUGCAUAGAACUUGACAGUUUGUAAAAAGCGUAUUAUUAUUAUUGAAAUAAAGAUUUUUUCU
Messenger RNA from Diatraea saccharalis (sugarcane borer), 2219 nucleotides. The record is from the annotation of a GenBank genome assembly. NCBI's taxonomy places the organism in Eukaryota, Metazoa, Arthropoda, Insecta, Lepidoptera, Crambidae.